AGGUGUCCAUCAUCAUCUUCUUUUCUGGGCUAAAGUUAAAUCCACAGAUUUAAGGAUAUUGGUGCUAAAAUGCGCCGUUCUACUUUCGAUGCUUUGGGCAUGAUGAUGAUGCCAUUGUCCAUCGAGGUAACCAAUUUAAUUGGGUUUCUUGAUGUUGGUUUCUUUGGAGGUUUACAACCGCACAAGACCAAGCACUAGCAGUGGACGACUCCACUCGAGUGGUCUAGUAUUCUUACAUCUUGACACGUUUCUUACCCUUCUGCGGUGCCUUUUCCUGCUAGGCUUUUUCCUUUUCCUCAUCAGUGUUUUGGCGUUAUCCAACCCUACUGUGUUUCUGUUCUCUUUGCUUUCCACAAGAACUAACAAAAAAGGCAUUUUCAGGGCUUGCAGUGAUCAUUUUCUCUGUUUCACCGUGUCAGAAUCUCUGUUCCUGUAGUUUUUACUCUCUUCUCUUUACAUAGAGAUUUCUAUUAGCCCAUUUGGAAUUUUCCUUUCUUUCUUCUUCCCUUUACACAUCACUGUUAUCUCUUCCCUUUUGUUUUUCCUGGGUUUUCUUCAUUUAUGGCUUCUUUUUACACUUCUAGAUUAGAACUUUGAGUUUGUAAGCUAAUGCUGAAAUUGGGUAGCUGGAAAAGAAAAAUUCUUCUUCAUUGUCUUCGUUAAAGUCUUUUUAGUACUCAGUAAUGUGGAUGUAUGCCAUGGAGGAAGAAGAGGGGUGAGUUUUACCUAAUGGAUUUUUCUGGGUUUUCUUCAUCGACUCUGCAGGUCCAGGUCCAGGUCCCAUCGACCUGCAUUUGAGGUUUCUUUUGUUUUCCUCUUGAUUUGCUUAUGAGCCAACCUAGAGAGCAAAAGCUAAAUAACCUUAGCAACUGUGUCUUUUCCUGAAACUGGAAAUUUCAAAUAGUCUUGUCCACUCUCCUUCAAAGUCUUCAGAUGCUCACUAAUGGUGCCUGUGUACAUAAAACUCAACCCACAUUUGGGAUUCCUCUUUUCUCAAUGAUUUACUUAUGAGUUAAGCUAGAGAGCAGAAACUCUUAUCUAUCUCUAUCUCUGUCUUUUUCUGCAUCUGAAGAGAUGGGUUGUGUUGCGUCGAAGAUUGAUAAGGAAGAGAGAGUGCAGAGAUGCAAGGAGAGAAAGAGGCUGAUGAAGCAAUUAAUCGGGUCUCGUGAACAAUUUGCUGCUGCCCAGUUGGCUUAUUUGCAAUCUUUGAAGAACACAGGCGUCACACUUCGGCAAUUCACUGAGCCAGAGACGUUGGAACUCGAAGAUGAUCCAUUUGGCUUUGCGUUGCCUCGAUCCCCUCCUCCUCCUUUGCCUCCUUCACCUCCACCUCCUCCUUCAUUUAGCCCUGAUUUAAGGAAGGUUGCAAAGGUGGAGGAAGAAGCUGUUCAAGAGGAAAGCAUUGAGAUUGACGAUGAGAGCAGCUGUACAACUCCGCGGCCACCUCCUCUUCCGAGCCCUUCUUGGGAUUUCUGGGACCCUUUUGACCCCUCUUCAUCUUCUCCACUUCAGCAGAAGAGUGAAGUGGUUCGGCAGGAAGGGGAGGAAGAGUGGGCGGAGACUAAAACAGAAUUUGAUGAGGAAGAGGAAGUAAAGGAAGUAGUUGCAGCAGAUAAUGUUCUGAAUUUGCUUCCAGAGAAGCCUCCAGUGGCAGAAUUAAUUGAUGAUUGUUCAUCGAUGCUGAGCUGGUGUACGAAGGACACUGUAGAUAUGGCCGUGGUGGUCGGUAGGAGCAAGAAGACAUUGGCGGGUAUUGUGAGGGAGUUGGAUGAUUAUUUCCUGAAAGCUUCUGAUGGUGGGAAGGAAAUAGCUGUUCUUCUGGACAUCAACAUUGGAGACUCUUUCUACCAGAAUAUAGGAGAAAGCAAUAGGAAGAGGUGCAAGUCUGCGAAGGUCUUUAGCUCAUUGUCUAAGAGUUGGUCUUCCAGAUCAUUUCAGUCCAGCAGGGACUCUAGAGAAUUUCAAGGCCCAAGUGAACCUUGCAACCUUGGCGCCCUUUGCAUCACACUAGAUAAGCUUUAUGCUGAUGAACAAAGACUGUAUGAGGAAAUUAAGGAGGAGGAACUAACAAAAUUGGAGUAUGAGAAAAAAAUCCUGGUACUGCAAAGACAAGAAACUGAGAAUGAAGAGUUGCCAAGGAUUGAGAAAACCCAGUUGAGCAUUGAGUGUUUGCAGUCUGACAUCAUGUGUUUGCAACAAUCAAUAAGUAGGACGUGCACAUCAAUAUUGAAACUCAGAGAUGAGGAGCUGCAUCUGCAGCUUGUUGAGUUAUCAUUAGGGUUGAUGCACAUGUGGAGAGCAAUGUAUGAAUGUCAUCAAGUGCAGAACCAUAUUGCCCAGCAAAUGUGCCAUCUUAUUAAUUAUCCCAAUGCAGAUCCCACAACAGACUACCAUCGCCAGGCCACAUCCCAACUGGAAACAGAGGUCACUGCCUGGUACAAUAGCUUUUGCAACCUCCUCAAAUCUCAGCGAGGGUAUGUACGAGCCCUUACCAAGUGGGUUCAACUAACGAACUUCCUAGAGGAUGACCAACAACGAAGUAACCACCCAUGCAGGGUUCAAGCCCUCUGUGAAGAAUGGCAGCUUGCCCUUGACAGGUUGCCAGACAAGGUAGCCUCUGAAUCCAUUAAGAGCUUUGUGUCCGUCAUCCACUUCAUAAUCUUGCAGCAGGCUGAAGAACACAACUUGCAGAAGAAGUAUGAUCGGCUUGAGAAGAAGUUGGAGAAGGAAUUGAACUCCCUGUGCGAAAUGGAGAAGAAGCUUGAUGUGAACUUCACUGGAAAUGCAGAUUCUACCUUGAGCCCUAAGCAUCCUUUAUCAAUCAAGCGUGCCAAGACUGAGGCCCUUAGGAAGCAGGUAGAGGAUGAGAAGGCAAAAUAUUUGCACUCAGUCUGUGUCAGCCGAGCCAUGACCUUGAAUAACCUACAGACAAGCCUCCCAAAUGUUUUCCAGGCAUUAACUGGAUUCUCAAGUGUGUGCAUUCAGGCUUUUGAGGCUAUUCACAGCCAUGCAACAUCAAUAGCUAGUCAUGCUGGAGACUAGUUAUAAACCUGAUGAAUUGGAUUUGACCAUGUGAGGCCUAUUUGGAGCUUCAGAUGCCAGGACCAGAGCCAUUGAAUCACAUUCUCUACUACUGGUUACCUGAAGUGUACCAUAUGAGGAAGUCUCUGAGGGAUAUUAUACAAUCAGUCAACAUGUCAGCGGAUCGAAAUAGAAGUACAAAAUAGAGAAUUUUGAGUGUACGCUUGUUUCAAAUCAUCCUGUGAAAAAAAAGUUUGGUACAGGUAAAUUCAAGUGCCAUCUCAGAGUGGGUUUAAAGGCAGAUUUUGAAGAGCCCACUAGCAACAAUGUAUCACAACAUGCAUUGAAAUGUAGGUAUUGGCAAUAGUAUACAUUCUUUGCCAAUUUCUUUGUAACUGUUCAUCCUUGUCCUGUAAAGAAAGGCGUACCCAGUGCACGAGGCUCCUGCCACUGCGAGGUUUGGGAGGGAUCAUAAUGUACGUAGCCUUACCCCUUUUUUGUGGAGAGGUGGUUUCCCAACUCGAAUUUGCGACCACUAGGUCACAAUGGAGCAUGCUUGCACUGUCAAUUAUAAGAAUGAAAGGUGGUGAACAGAGAUGUUGGGGUUUGUCUUUC
This is a messenger RNA of Macadamia integrifolia, 3636 nucleotides long. Its product is annotated as protein ALTERED PHOSPHATE STARVATION RESPONSE 1-like. The record is from RefSeq and is a predicted model, not a curated record. The coding region runs from base 1075 to 3042 and encodes 655 amino acids. The transcript has 5 exons. NCBI's taxonomy places the organism in Eukaryota, Viridiplantae, Streptophyta, Magnoliopsida, Proteales, Proteaceae.